GCCAUCUCUAAAUAAGGUUGUGUGCGGAAAGCUCUUCUAGGCUUUGUCGUAGUGUGAUGGCGCGUGGAGAGCCUGUUCAAGGUCCGAUGGCGAGUUUAGUUGGAGUUGGAUAGGGUGUUUACAGCGAUGGUUUCGUUUACUAAAGCGACUGGACGCUUUGGUUUCUCUCAUUAUCUCUUUGAUUACCAUCUAGGGUUGUUAGUUUUUGGUAUUGUGUAGUUGUUUGUGUUUGUCUUACGCUCCAAUAUUUUGCCAUUGAGUUUUGAGGAGUCAUUAUUUUUUUUUUGUGAAUCUUGGUGGCGACUCAAAAUUAUCUCACGUUGAUUUGGAGUCUUACUUAUGGUCAUUUAGUUUCUGGGGAGUUUCCUUAGCAACCGCCGUCUUGUGGCUUCGGGUUUAGAUUUCAUCUAAAUUGCUGACUUAGUUAUCUCUCUUUUGGUAUUUAGUUGCGAUGCUUCAGACUUGUAGCCACCCAUGUUUGGGUUUGUAAUGUUAUCGAUUAAGAAAUUUUUAGAUGACAAAAAAAACUAUACAUGGAUUAGUUAGUUCAGUUUAUCAAUAUCUGCUCUGGCCUUAUAGAACCUAUGGGGCCUAGAUACCAUAACUUUAUGGCUAAACAAAAAAAAAAACAAAGAAGACAAAUGAUGAUGCAACUAAAGGUGUGGUGAGCAGCACAUUGAUUUCUAUCUAGUCUCUAGUAAUCAAAUUAUUUUUAUCUUUAGAUAACCUAUAAAUCACUUCUUUCUUUUUUUCUUUCUUAAUUUAAAAUAACCUAUAAAUCAUUUCUUCCCAUGUAUCAGUCAUGAAGUUUAUCAAACCAUAAAAGAAUCAAGCAUAUAAGUAAAGUAUCACUUCGGUCAAUAAGCAAAUCUUGUAUUGUAUGACUUUUAGGAUUUUUGUCCUAACAUUUUAGAGUGUAUAGUCCAUAGUUAAAAAAUAUUUCCACAUCUCAUUCUAUACGUUCCUGAUGAAUUUCAGUUUUACCAAUACAGAAAGUCGGUGUAUAAUCUUUCCAUAAACACAAAAAUUUAAACAAAAUAUCUAUCAGUUAAUAACCUUUUUAAUAUAAAUAUAUAGACAUGGACAUAUAUCAUUAUCAAGUAUCAUAAAACAUAAGUUUCGUGUAAAGAUGAAGAAGUCUUCGUUGUUCUUCGUAUUGUUAUGUUUGUUUCAAAUAAGCAAAUUAGGUUUCUGCUUAGCAGGAAGUGUUCAUACGGCUAACAACAAUGAAAAUAAACGUCAUAGAUUCAUAAGUGUAACUGAUUUCGGAGCUGUCUGCGAUGGGAAGACCGAUGAUACUCAGGCCUUUCUUAAGGCAUGGGAAGCUGUAUGUAACGGAGUAAGUGAUAAAAGCUUUUUAGUGCCUCUGGGAAAAACGUGCAUGCUUAAGCCUCUUAAGUUCGCAGGUCCUUGCAAGUCUUCCUCUAUCACCUUUGUGAUAAGAGGCAAUCUUGUUGCGCCGGGUUACACCUGGGACGUGGGAAAUUUCCCUGAAUGGAUUAGUUUUGAUAGUAUCAACGGUCUAGUUGUCAAAGGAGGAGGUGUCAAAGGAGGAGGCACCCUCGACAGUCGUGGUUCUGUGUGGUGGGGAUCCGGACAUGCUCAGGAUAAGGAUCGUCCCACCGCAAUGCAUUUCAACAACUGUAAUGGUCUGAGGAUGUAUAAUCUCCAACACUUGAACAGUCCUCGGAACCACAUAGGUCUAACCGGCUCAAAGAACAUCAGCAUCUCGGGACUUAAUUUGACUGCACCUGGUGAUAGUCCCAAUACGGAUGGUAUAGACAUAUCAAAGUGUAUAGGAGUCGACAUACGUGACUCAGUGAUAUCCACUGGAGAUGAUUGCAUUGCUAUUAAUUCCGGUUCCUCUUAUAUCAACAUAACCGGCCUUUUUUGCGGUCCCGGUCAUGGCAUCAGCGUGGGAAGCCUUGGAAGAAAUGGAGAGUUUGCAACCGUUGAAGAAGUGAGAGUAAAGAACUGCACUUUGUCAAACACAAUGAACGGUGUCCGAAUCAAGACAUACCAGAACGGAUUAGGAUAUGCACGGAAAAUCUCAUUUGAGGAUAUAAGGAUGGUGGAUUCACGGAACCCUAUUAUCAUCGAGCAGAAUUACCUGAACCGGGGAAAAAUCGAAGAAGUAAGCUUUGAGAAUAGUAGCUAUCAAAACCGUGGUGGUAAAAAUCGUUUUUACAAGACUGAGUCUGGUAAUGGAAGAGGCGUGAAAGUGAGCGAUGUUCGUUACAGUAGAAUCUACGGCUCAUCUGCGAGCGAUGAAGCCGUCACGUUUAACUGCAAUGCGGACAUGGGAUGUGAAGAUAUUGUGAUGGACCAUGUGAAUAUUGUUUCAGCGAAAGCAGGUCAGGGGGUGUCGGCUUCUUGCACGAAUGUUCGUGGGAGUUAUUUUUAUUCACCUAUUAAUUGUAUUAAAAAGCAUUAGGGGGUGAUGUUAUUGCAUUCCUACUUAGAAGAACUAAAGAACGUGUUAAAAUUAUCUUAAGGUUGAUUUAAUAAAAAGAUCAAAUUAGUCAC
Molecule: messenger RNA, 2526 nt
Organism: Brassica napus (rape)
Lineage: Eukaryota; Viridiplantae; Streptophyta; Magnoliopsida; Brassicales; Brassicaceae
Product: probable polygalacturonase At3g15720
Exons: 6
Coding region: 1130-2434 (434 amino acids)
Biological process (GO): carbohydrate metabolic process
Molecular function (GO): polygalacturonase activity
Source: RefSeq, a predicted model, not a curated record